Aethalodelphis obliquidens (Pacific white-sided dolphin) is the source of this 2752-nucleotide messenger RNA. It is a transcript of the gene CLK4, whose product is annotated as CDC like kinase 4. The record is from RefSeq and is a predicted model, not a curated record. Gene Ontology annotation, biological process: peptidyl-tyrosine phosphorylation; regulation of RNA splicing. The coding region runs from base 147 to 1592 and encodes 481 amino acids. Gene Ontology annotation, cellular component: nucleus. Lineage: Eukaryota; Metazoa; Chordata; Mammalia; Artiodactyla; Delphinidae. The transcript has 13 exons. Gene Ontology annotation, molecular function: protein tyrosine kinase activity; protein serine/threonine kinase activity; ATP binding.
CUUUAUAAAUGGCGCUAGAGGCCGACGGUGGGGGUGUAGGGGGAGGGUGUUGCCGCCAUUUUGUAGGAUGUUUGUCGCAGCGACUGGGAGAGAAGACGGCGGUUUGGUGACAAUUACUGGCCAAAGGGCCUUUUACUUUUGCGGAGAUGAGGCAUUCCAAAAGAACUCACUGCCCUGACUGGGAUAGCAGAGAAAGCUGGGGACAUGAAAGCUACAGUGGAAGUCACAAACGGAAGAGGAGAUCCCACAGUAGUACACAAGAGAACAGACAUUGUAAACCACAUCACCAGCUUAAAGAAUCUGAUUGUCAUUAUUUAGAAGCAGGGUCCUUGAAUGAGAGAGAUUAUCGGGACCGGAGAUACAUUGAUGAAUACAGAAAUGACUACUGCGAAAGAUAUGUUCCUAGACAUUAUCACAGAGACGUUGAAAGCAGUUAUCGAAUCCACUGCAGGAAAUCUUCAGUCCGAAGCAGGAGAAGCAGUCCUAAAAGGAAGCGUAAUAGACACUGUUCAAGUAAUCAGUCACGUUCGAAGAGCCACCGAAGGAAAAGAUCCAGGAGUAUAGAGGAUGAUGAGGAGGGUCACCUGAUCUGUCAAAGUGGAGACGUUCUAAGAGCAAGAUAUGAAAUCGUGGACACUUUGGGAGAAGGGGCCUUUGGCAAAGUUGUAGAGUGUAUUGAUCAUGGCAUGGGUGGCAUGCAUGUAGCGGUGAAAAUCAUAAAAAAUGUGGGACGAUAUCGUGAAGCAGCUCGUUCAGAAAUCCAAGUAUUAGAACAUUUAAAUAGUACUGAUCCCAAUAGUGUCUUCCGAUGUGUCCAGAUGCUAGAAUGGUUUGAUCAUCAUGGUCAUGUUUGUAUUGUGUUUGAACUCCUGGGACUUAGUACCUAUGAUUUCAUUAAAGAAAACAGCUUUCUGCCAUUUCAAAUUGACCAUAUCAGGCAAAUGGCAUAUCAGAUCUGUCAGUCAAUAAAUUUUUUGCAUCAUAAUAAAUUAACCCAUACGGAUCUGAAGCCUGAAAAUAUUUUAUUUGUGAAGUCUGACUAUGUAGUCAAGUAUAAUUCAAAAAUGAAACGUGAUGAACGCACACUGAAAAACACAGAUAUCAAAGUUGUUGACUUAGGAAGUGCAACAUACGAUGAUGAACAUCAUAGUACUUUGGUAUCUACACGGCAUUACAGAGCUCCAGAGGUCAUUUUGGCUUUAGGUUGGUCUCAGCCUUGUGAUGUUUGGAGCAUAGGUUGCAUUCUUAUUGAAUAUUACCUUGGUUUCACAGUCUUUCAGACUCAUGAUAGUAAAGAGCACCUGGCAAUGAUGGAACGUAUGUUAGGACCCAUACCAACACGCAUGAUUCAGAAAACACGGAAACACAAGUAUUUUCAUCAUAAUCAGCUAGAUUGGGAGGAACAUAGUUCUGCUGGUAGAUAUGUUAGGAGACGCUGCAAACCAUUAAAGGAAUUUAUGCUUUGUCAUGAUGAGGAACAUGAGAAACUGUUUGACCUGAUUCGAAGAAUGUUAGAAUAUGAUCCAGUGAAAAGAAUUACCUUGGAUGAAGCAUUGCAGCAUCCUUUCUUUGACUUAUUAAAAAAGAAAUGAAAUGGAAAUCAGUGGUCUUACUAUACUUCUCAAGAAGAGAUUAUUUAAGACUGUGUCAGUCAACUCUAAACAUUCUAAUAUUUUUGUAAACCUUAAAUUAUUUUGUACAGUUAAGUGUAAAUGCUGUAUGUUUUGUAUCAAUAGCAUAAUUAUCUUGUUAAGCAAAUAUGGUCUUGAUAAUGAAUGAAAUAUAAAAGCUAAAAUUAAUUUUCCUUUUUUGAGAUUAAUUACCAUUUUUAAAGACCUUUGGAAUAUCUUUUGUGUCCAGCGAUAAAUGUGAUUGAUCUUGCUUUUUUGUACAUGGAGGUUGACUCUUGGAAGUGAUUUUUGUGUUUUGUUUUUUGUUUUUUUUGAGUAAAAGGAAAUCUUGGCUACUUCAUUCUUAAAAGAAUAUUCUUUAUUUACCUCAAACUUUUCUUAGCUUUAAAAGUUUUUUCUGUAAUUGUUGAACAGGUAAUAAGUAUUAUUAACUCUAGGUAGGCAGGUAUUAGAAACCAAAACCCAUAGGAACUGUUUGCUGUUGGAAUUUCAUACUUACAAUUGUGUUCUUUUUCAUUGGGUGAUGUCAGUGGUGGUAAGUAGCAUUCAUGGAAAGACAUCCAACUUGUGCAUCGUAAUAGGUUAAUAAAACCACAUACACACUUCGUUUAAGAUUAAAGUCUAACUGGAAAGUUAGCUUGGAAAGUCCUGUUUUCCAAUGGCUAUUUAUGUAGUUAGUCACAAAUGUAGAAAUAGGAAUUCUGAUGACUGAGGUUUUUGUUUUUAAUGCCAAAUCUUCAGGAGUCUAGAAAUUGUCCAAUAUCUGUUUCCUUACCAUAUGAAGUAUAAAUACUUAAACCUUAGCCUAUGAGACUUUAAGGUUAUUAUUAAACAAUUUGUAUUUAUGUUACUCUUUACUGGGAAAAAAAAAAAAAGAUUUGAUUGGAGAACACUUGGGAAGAAAACUGCAGAAAUUUCCAGACCCUGAUUGGUUAACAUAAUGAACUUUUUGUUUGUAGGUAUUUUUUUCUGUUUACCUGUUUUCACAUUAAAAACUACAUGGUAAAUAUUAAUUUAGUAAAAAAAAAAACAAAAACUAUUGAUCAGUCUGCCAGGUAAAAAUGUUUUUUGUUGUAGAUUUCAUGAUUGAUUAUCCAGAUAAAGGUUUUUUGUUAAAAGUA